UUGAUCAAAGACCGUCCUCCUCCCUUUUGUCUUUUCUUCAGUUUGUUAACUUCACCCAAAGCCGCGUUGACUGCGCACGAGACGCUCCUACGUCUUGGGAAGGCACUCUUUUUUCAUUUCGUGGGAAUUUUGGUAACACAUAGUUCUGACAGUGUCCUAGCAGGAGAAGAAGAGACUUUACGCAGUGUUUUCUUAAAGUUUUGCUGCAUGGAUUCUUCGUUGAAAUCAUUAAAGGUCAUCACAUCAGUGAGGUCUGGAACCAUUUCAACACAUCAUCAAAGCAAGGUUUCGACAUGAUGAGCAGCCAGUCCGUUCAGAGCCCUAUAGGUCCUUUUUUAGGAAGAAAGAUGCCUUUGUAUGAUGGGACAAGACUGGCAAAAGCCAAAAUGAUGUCUGAUUUACAGGGUAUCCCGACGCUGCAGUACAGUGGGGCUUAUUUUACUUAUGACCCGAAAGGAAAGGAAGCAGUAGGGUUCACUCCUCCGUGGAGCAACUCAAAGACCUCUCUGCUCGUUGACAGAAAUCCUGUGAGUCACCUCUCUGGCAUGGAAGGACAAAACCAUAUAUUUUACAGGCAAGACAGCAAAUCUUCAGAUGAAGGCCAUUCUUCCCCCCUGCAUCAUGCUGCAGUAAAACAGGGGUUUAAACAAUAUGCUAAAAGUCCUGGGUUGAGCAGCCCUGUAACUGCCACAGCAAAGGCUGGUAGGAAACAAAAGAGUGGGGGUGAGACUUUAUCUCCACCGGCUGAAAACCCUGUUUACCUUGCAAUUCCUAAGCCAGUUUAUGGACUUAACCCUUGUUGUAAUGAGCUGGGUUGUGUGAUAGGACAUCGGUACAGUAUGGAACAUGGUCCUCUGAGGAUACCAAACCCUGUUUAUGAGCAUGAGUUGAUGCAAACUGAUGCUCACCAUGCUGAAAGAGGGAAAGCACAAGAUGCACUGCUGCAGCAGAGAGGCCUGCAGCUUGAGCCUGGUGCAGAAGCACUGAAGAGGAUGACAGUGGGACCAUACAGCCCAAGCAGAGUAAGGACCCUUCCUGCUAUGAUGGAUCCAAACUGCCACAGCUACCCCUGCACCCUGCCCCACACUGUGUUUGGUUCUUUAAGUGAGCAGAGCCAGCGCUUACAGACUUCUCCCAGAGUCUUCCCCAGUUUCUACCCCUCCCAUCCUACAUACGAGCAUAUGACCUCAGAGGUUUAUCAGGAACAUUCUCCCAUGUCCAAAUAUGGCCAGCUAACACAGCACCCAAUGUUUUACUACCCCCAGGCAAAUGUGGAGGUAGAAAACAGGACACCGUGUAAAGACAUUGGCAGUAAGCAGAGGGAAGGAGUCCCUGUGAUUGUUAAACACAAAAUCUCCAACCACAGAGAGCAUUACAUGGUGCCCCAGUUGUUUCAUGGUGAAAUUCCUCUGCGUUUGUCGGAUGAAACUUUGCAUCACCAUGCCUUCAUGAGGAGUUUGGAGCAGCCACCUUAUGCAGCUUCUAGAUUUCACCCGAAUCCCAGCCACUUAAGAGAGAUCUUGAACUCUAACCGUGGAAAUGGUUCCCAGCCAAGUCAUUACUUAGAUCUCACGAUGCAACCUGCACCCAGCGUACACAAGGACAAACCCAGUCCAAGCCUAUCACAGACCAAUUUGCCAUUCUUACAUGUGGAUCAAAACAGCCCCCCUAGGCAUAUAAGCCAACCCAGCAUCUCACCGAACAAUCAUGUAAACAGAUUUUUCCCCCCGCCACUCACAAGCCUGCACUUAAACCGACCUGUCCUCCCUGCCACUAGCUUGAACAUGGACAGACUCCAGGACUAUUCCUCUUUUGAAGCCCAGGUUAGAAGUCCUAUGCAAGCAGAAGGCCUUCCUGUGUCCCCAGGGGCAUGGCUGCCACACUCACUCUACCACAAAUCAGGUCAAAUCCACUCAGCAUUACCAGGUGGUGCAAGUGUCCCAAUACUGAUUUCUUCCCCUGCUGUUGCACCAGGAAAGAAUGACAGCCCCAUGCCUAGAUCAGGCUCCGCCUCCUCUAAAGGGUGUUUAAAAAGAAGCAUCUCCCACUCCUCUUCCCCUGAGAAAAUAAAAGUAGAGGAUAGAGAAUUAUAUGAGGUGGAACAUUUCAAGAAAAGACAGAAGAUGAAAAUGGAGAGUGUAAUACAAAAAGAUAAAACUGACUCUCCUCCUAUGCCGGUUAUUGACAAUGUCUUCAGUCUGGCACCUUACCAAGCAUACCUGCAGGCCCCUGGACUGUUAUUUCCCGGCAGAGUGUCUCAGAGGACUGCCCAGUCGUCUGAGCUCAGGGAGGUCAAAAGCAAGCCAGACAUCAAAGAGAAAAAGCCGUGUCGGGAUGAACAGCAGCCUGUUGUCUGUCUAGUUUCCAAAGAAAUCGAUUCAGAUACUCCAGCAGACAGACAUCACCCAGAAACCUCUGAACUAAAAAAUGUUAAAGUGGAAAAAGUAGAUCCAUCAAACACAGACCACUCUGGCAAGACUUGCAUUAUCCCAAAAGACUUCAGUGCUGUAAAGAUCAAGAAAGAGUAUGAAGAUAAUGUCUCAUCCAACAGAGUGCCUAUGUUGGUAAUAAAGAAAGUCGAUCCUGAUGAAUUUGAAUCUAAACCCUUAAGGGAAGUGCAAAAUGAGACUUCUAAUGAGCCUAAACUUUGUAAAGAGACGGCAAAGGUGGAUGCUUCUCCUCUGAGUGAUACAUCAGUCCGGCAACCUACACCAAGUACUCCACCUCAAACCCCUGAGAACAGACUGAAAUUUAAAAAUAUCCCUCCCCAGUGUCUGAAACUUUCCAAAUACAACAUCAUCUUCAAUGGUACAAACCACUCUCGCCCUGUUCUGCCUCCAGAACAAACAUCUGUGAUACUAAAAACUGAGUUUGUACCAGCACUUGAGCCCCUAACACCAGUCCGCCAGCACUUCUUUGAGUUGCACCAGUCUCUCUGCAAGCUCUUAUCCAAAUCUGUGCUGGCCUCUUCAGAGCAGGACCUCAAAACCUGGCUGUCUCAUCUGGAACUGACUGAACCAGCAUCUCCCACAACCAAAGUGAAGAAGGUGUCCUGUCUGUUGGGGAUUGAAGCCAGAGAAGUCUGGCUCAAUGAGGAAUUGAAGUUGGCUCUCCAAAAGCUACAAGAAAGGUUACGAGAGUACACGGCUCAGGAACGCUGUCCUUUCCCACACGUCAUGCGGACCGGUGCGGUGUUCCUCCCCAUGCUGGUGGUGAAGGAACUGCUGUUCCCGACAGUCCAGGGCAGCCUCAUCGACCAGGUCCUGCAGGAGCAUAAAGUGAAGCUGAGACCCACCACACUGUCUGAGGAAAAAAUCCUCAUCCAGCUCCACAAACGGGCCUGUUCCUCGAGACUCAGGAGGCUGAUGUCUCUGAAACACCUGCCUGACAUCUACGCAGAUGUGGUCAACCUGAUGUACUACACCUGUGUCUGCAAACACCUGGGAUUAGAUAUGGACAACCCUGCUAACACAGAAAAGGAUGAAGGUUUUGAAGAAACUAUCACCUGCGAGAAAGCUGUAACUUCAGAUAUCAUGGCGUCUCCAGCCUCGCCCGAAGAAUCGCACCCUCAGAGACACCCAAAUGACCAGGGAACUAGUAUGAACAGGAAUAGAAUGAAAGGCAGGGUGAGGACCAUGUCGAAGCGUUUGUUUCUUGACAACAGUUUGUCAGAAGAGGAAGAGGCGGCUGACACAGAAAAGACCGUGAAGAGGAUCGCUCUGAAUGUGGUUGCAGAAGAGGAAUCUUCUAUUCCACUGAGCUCAACUUCUGAGAAUUCAUGGACUUGUCCUUUAACCUUAGAUGAACUCUCCCCAUCUCAGAGUGACACAGAAGUGUCCUCGAGUCCUGAUAUUCCGUGCUGGGGACCAGCAAAACCUCCAGUUAGAUCCAAAAACUGUUCAGGCGUGAUUCUGAGGCUCAGAAGAAUGUUUAGCAAAGAUUUAAACAGAAAAAACGCCUGCUACCAAACCAUAUCAGACCCUGAGAACUCUCAAGCUCCUGAUUGGAGUAGAGAAAUGAGCAGUGAGAUGGAGAUCCACAGGAGGACUCCCAAGAUAACCCACAGGUGGCAGAGAACAGGAAACUUCUGCCACGCCUUGAGACCCCUCAGUAGCUCUUCGAAAAGAAAGCACAGAUCGUUUUUAAAGAUCAAAUACUGUCCCUAUCUGUCGGCGUGUCACAGCGCUGAAAACAGGAGGAGAUGGGUGCUGCGCUCUGCAGUUCAGACGGCACGCAGAGCCAUGCGGAUCUACUACCCGGACCUAGUUGGAAAGAGGAUUCGGCAUCUGUAUGAAGAAGAUGACAAAUCUGAAGUGUGGUACAUAGGAGAAGUGUUGCGGAUCCAUGAAGCCCACACAAAUCCUUUAAAGACCAUAUUUGAGGUGAGGUAUGACAGCGAGCCAGAGUGGAAGUACUACCUGGAGCUGCUGAUGGACUAUAAGAAAGGCUGGCUCAAAAUUGAGGAAUAAUUUUUCAACCUGAACAUCUUGGUACUUAUUUAGUGUUUGCCAACAGCUCUGAAUUCAUGAACAGUUUUUCAUUGUUUCUCUUCGACUUGCCAGCAACAGGUUGAUGAGCCCUGAAUAUCUGUCUGGCCUCCUCAGGAAUGAGGCUGGACUGGUUAUGUGUUCAUAUUGAGGUCACAUUCUUCUUCACCUGAGAGCUACGGGGUCGAUUUGUUGACACAGCCUUCGCUUACAUGCAGCAGCAUCCUGUAGAUGUUUUAAGCCCCCCGACCAAUGGCAUUUAAGUGUGUUCAAUGAUUGGAUGGUGGCAACAUGAGAGACAUCUUUACUGUUUCUGAUCUUGUUCACCAAAAGCAAGUUUCUUUUACUUUGAGUACUUAAAUUAUAUUGAGUUUGAAUUGAUGUCAGACAGUGAGCCACAUGUAUGUUUACAGCAAUAGAUUGACAUUUGUUGAUCCAUUAUGAGAAUAGAUUUGGACCCUGAUGACGGUUGUUUUGAUGUGUGUAUGUGAUGUAGAGUAGACAUGAGUGAAGAACUUGAUAAAGCUGCUCAAGAGUUCUUUCUUUGAUGCUAUUGUUUUAAAUCACUGUGAACCUUUUCACCUUGAGCCUUUUUUUAUAUGGAUUUUGUAUAAAUUUUCUUACAUGUAUAUAGAAUUGUUUUAAAAAAGCAUUCUUACUGUUUUCAAUAAAUGUUUGUAUAAUUUUG
This is a messenger RNA of Notolabrus celidotus (New Zealand spotty), 5175 nucleotides long. RefSeq names its product chromosome 6 C15orf39 homolog (gene prmt2ip). The transcript is spliced from 3 exons. Lineage: Eukaryota; Metazoa; Chordata; Actinopteri; Labriformes; Labridae. The record is from RefSeq and is a predicted model, not a curated record. Bases 294 to 4469 code for a protein of 1391 amino acids.